AUGGCGCGCCCGCUCCUCACGCACAACCUCGUGGCUCUCCUCGUCGGCAUCGCGACGGCCGCGCUCCUGCUCGGCCUCGCGCUCGUUCAGCAGCAGCCCGUCGAGACUCGCCAGGCGGCCGCGCCGCAGGCGCUGGCGGCGUCGCCCGCCGCGGCGGACGUGCCGAUCCUCAGGCUGUGGCGUCGCCCCUGCCCUGGCGGCCGCGCCGGCUUCGCAUGCGACGUGCAGUGGGACCUGCAGGACCGCUUCCUGCCCGAGGGGAGCAGGUGGCUGUCGGAGUGGAGGUCUGUCCGUGGCGCGGCGACGCAGUGCCAGCGAGGCUUCUUCACGGCCCUCGCGGCGCGCAUGACGGCGGAGCGCGGGCUGGCCCGCAUGACGGCGGAGCAUUGGUUGGCCGAGUGGGACGAGCAGCCGUUCCGCAUCGCCGCCACACCGCCACGCACGAUCGGAAAGAUGGUGCACCAGCUCGCGAUGGUCAACUACUUCCACCUCACCCUCCCCCCGCGCGCAAAGCCACGUCUCAGGCAGCCGAGGGUGCC
Emiliania huxleyi CCMP1516 is the source of this 539-nucleotide messenger RNA. RefSeq lists its product as hypothetical. The annotation marks the transcript as partial. NCBI's taxonomy places the organism in Eukaryota, Haptophyta, Isochrysidales, Noelaerhabdaceae. The record is from RefSeq and is a predicted model, not a curated record. The transcript has 5 exons.